UUAAGCGCGCAUAACGCAGGCGUAGAGCGAGGCUUCCGCUUCAUUCCCAGCCGGGCUCGCAGCGGAUCACUUCGGGGACAAGAGAGAGACGCUCGGCCAACGCCAACAGAACCAGAGCCGCAACAUGUCGGAGCCAAAAUACCGAGAAUGGAUCCUGGAGACCAUCGACUCCCUGCGCUCGAGAAAAGCCCGACCGGACCUGGAAAGAAUCUGCCGAAUGGUCCGAAGAAGACACGGUUCAGACCCGGACAACACCAGGGCUGAACUAGAAAAACUGAUCCAGGAGCAAACUGUGCUGAAAGUUAGCUACAAGGGCUCCAUUUCCUACAGGAACGCCGCGAAAGUGCAAAGAAAAUGCAGAAAGAGAAGCGAGCAAACCGAGUCCGCGCGCGAGCAAACCAAACACGCCAGUUGCAAUAACAACGGCGACAGCGCGCUCAGUCUCACGGACCAAGAAGAAGAGUGCGAGGAGGAGGAGAAGAAGGAGGAAAGUGCUGAGAGCUUGUGUUCUUCUGAACCCCUGCCUCCUCAAACCUCGCCCUCCAAUCUCGAAAAGGAAGACAAAAUUGUAACACAACCGAGCGGAAACUGUUUUGUUAGUUGCGGCGCGACGGUGUGUUCCGCGGGGAGCGUGAAAGCAAGUGCGUCGAAGGACAAGAGAUUAGUCACCGAGGCGGUGGGGAAAAGUGAUGCUUCAAGAGGCGACACGCGCGGCGCGGUCCAUGAAGGCACCGAUAAUAACGAUGAAGAGGAGGAGCGGAAAACUUGCUCGAGUAGUCCGGCUACGACUAACAAGCCCCCCGCCUCCCCAAAACCCAAACUCAAGGGCUCUUGUGUGCGUGCCUCGGAGUCUCUGGAUGAAAGCAGUGCUGAUUUAGGCGAUAGACUGGUUGCCGCGGUCCGAAGUCUGUCCCGGGGCUCCGCCGCAACACGGGGCCACGCGCCACCGGGGCUGAAUGAGAUCCUGGGCUUCCUCAGCACACAGAGCGGGAUGCCCGGGGAAAAGCUGACCCGCAACCGCGUUAAAGUGGUGCUGGAGCGCGAGCUCGAGAGGGGUCGCCUGCGCAGGACGCGUCUCGGCCACAUCGCUCUCCACGCGAGGGCCAACAAGCCUCCGUCCGCGCGACUCCUGAAGAGCGCGCUGCAGGACAGACAUCUCGCGAAAAAGGAGGAGGUGAAGGAGGAAGAGAGGAUGGAGGACGAGGAGAAGAACAUCCCAGAGGAAAACAUCUCCGGCUCAGCCGAGGACGAUCCCAAGCCCAUCCCGGAUGAAGAUCCCACCGGGGUCCGAACCGACCCCGCGUCACAUGACCUGGAGCUCAGCCAAUCACCAGCGCCGUCUGAGGGGAAGCCUUCACCGCUCCAGCAGCCGGAGGAAGACGCGGCGGGACGUCCAG
Rhinichthys klamathensis goyatoka is the source of this 1397-nucleotide messenger RNA. It is a transcript of the gene samd1b, whose product is annotated as sterile alpha motif domain containing 1b. The annotation marks the transcript as partial. The transcript has 2 exons. The record is from RefSeq and is a predicted model, not a curated record. NCBI's taxonomy places the organism in Eukaryota, Metazoa, Chordata, Actinopteri, Cypriniformes, Leuciscidae. Gene Ontology annotation, molecular function: DNA binding.